AUGCAUAAGGAUGAUCGGCUGAUAUCUUCUACAAAUGGCAUUAUGCUGAAGUACACCAUCAUCAAUGCAACAAAUCAUGAUCAUGGGUUUUACUACUGUGAAGCUCGUAAUGAAGCAGGAAGCAAGAAUAGUAACGGAGAUACUCUUAGUGUGCACUAUAUCAGGUGCCAACAAAAGAGUGAUUUUAACAGUAUAGUUGCAGAAGGCAAGUCCGUGUCUAUUACAUGUCAAGUGAAUGCUCAACCUUAUCCAAAUUAUACCUUUUUCAAAAACAACAAAGUUGUUAAAAGUGGAUAUGUUAAGGAAUAUAUGAUUGAGAACGCAACAGAAGAAGAUACUGGCGAUUAUCACUGCAUGGCCAUAAAUGAUGCAGGAAAUGUGACAUGUGGACAGAAAAACCUGCUUGUUCAAUAUAUCAGGUGCCAACAAAAGAGUGAUGUUAACAGUAUAGUUGCAGAAGGCAAUUCCGUGUCUAUUACAUGUCAAGUGAAUGCUCAACCUUAUCCAAAUUAUACCUUUUUCAAAAACAACAAAGUUGUUAAAAGUGGAUAUGUUAAGGAAUAUAUGAUUGAGAACGCAACAGAAGAAGAUACUGGCAAUUAUCGCUGCAUGGCCAUAAAUAAUGCAGGAAAUGUGACAUGUGGACAGAAAAACCUGCUUGUUCAAUGUACGUACCAAUUAAUGUAUCCAUUUCUUAAAGCUGACUUUCAUAAGGUGAAGUCGUAA
Molecule: messenger RNA, 726 nt
Organism: Anneissia japonica
Lineage: Eukaryota; Metazoa; Echinodermata; Crinoidea; Comatulida; Comatulidae
Product: hemicentin-1-like
Exons: 3
Coding region: 1-726 (241 amino acids)
Source: RefSeq, a predicted model, not a curated record